Molecule: messenger RNA, 2455 nt
Organism: Morone saxatilis (striped sea-bass)
Lineage: Eukaryota; Metazoa; Chordata; Actinopteri; Moronidae
Gene: ca10a
Product: carbonic anhydrase Xa
Exons: 9
Coding region: 465-1451 (328 amino acids)
Molecular function (GO): carbonate dehydratase activity; zinc ion binding
Source: RefSeq, a predicted model, not a curated record
GAGUUGUGAGGCGUCUCCAGGUGUUAGUCUAUUCCCACCGCCGUUAAUCUGCGCUCUCUGUUUCUCUCUCUCUGCACAGAGACUUCACUGACCAUGUGUGACUUUCCGUGGUGAGAACGGGACGCCCGCUCUGUGAAACAGCGCCGGAUGGAUGGAUGGAUGUGUAGGUUCUAGGGCGCGCUGGAAUAACACAGUGAACUGACAGAGCAUCUGCUCGGCUCUUUUGUCUGGAGUUUGGUGGGUUUUUUCUCUGGAAUUGUUACAUUUUAGCGGUGGGAACGUGCAGCGUUUAUUCCUCAGGCUCUGAUCACCUGCUAUGUGUCUGGUGUGGAAAAUACCUGGCGGAAGGUGCACAGCGGGAUCCAGUCUGGGAGGACAGGACAUCUGCAACUGAUAAAGCUCCGUUUCUUCUUUAUUUCCUUUUUUUUAACCUGUGCGUAAUGUACGUGGAAUGAAGACAGAGGAUGGAUAUAAUUUGGGAAAUAUUGAUCAUCCUUCAAGCCAAUUUUAUCGUCUGCAUAUCAGCACAGCCGAACCCGCCGAAAAUUCACGAAGGAUGGUGGGCGUACAAGGAGGUGGUGCAGGGGAGCUUUGUUCCAGUGCCGUCCUUCUGGGGGCUGGUAAACUCUGCCUGGAACCUGUGCUCAGUGGGGAAGAGGCAGUCGCCAGUCAACAUCGAGACCAGCCACAUGAUCUUUGACCCUUUCCUUACGCCCAUAAAGCUGAACACAGGCGGACGCAAGGUGGGAGGGACGAUGUACAACACUGGCCGCCACGUCUCUCUGCGACUGGACAAGGAGCAUCUGGUUAAUAUUUCUGGAGGGCCGAUGACGUACAGCCAUCGUCUAGAGGAGAUCAGGCUACACUUCGGCAGUGAGGACGGCCAGGGCUCCGAACACCUGCUGAACGGACAGGCCUUCUCUGGAGAGGUUCAACUGAUCCACUACAACCAUGAGCUGUACACAAAUUAUACAGAAGCUGCUAAAAGCCCCAAUGGAUUGGUCAUAGUGUCUAUAUUCAUGAAGAUUGCUGAGACAUCAAACUCAUUCCUGAAUCGAAUGCUGAACAGAGACACCAUCACAAGAAUAACAUAUAAAAACGAUGCGUAUCUACUGACCGGCCUGAACAUAGAGGAGAUAUACCCAGAGACCAGUAGUUUUAUCACAUAUGAUGGAUCGAUGACCAUCCCUCCAUGCUUUGAGACAGCCACAUGGAUCCUGAUGAACAAGCCUGUGUACCUCACACGCAUGCAGAUGCACUCCUUGCGGCUGCUGAGCCAGAACCAGCCGUCUCAGAUCUUCCUGAGCAUGAGUGACAAUGUUCGCCCGGUCCAGCCGCUCAAUAACCGCUGCAUCCGCACCAAUAUCAACUUCAGCAUGCAGGGCAAAGACUGCCCCAACAACAGGGCUCAGAAGCUGCAGUACCGAGUGAACGAGUGGUUGCUAAAGUAGCCUCCCUUGGAUGAGCAUGGAGAUGAGUGUCAGAGAUGGAGAGCGGGACGAGGCAGGAGGGGGCAGGAGGAGGGAGAGAUUUGAAACCUGGGCUUAAGGCUGCAUCUCAUCUAAGGUUUAUAUCAUGGCAUUGUAUAAAGACAAAACAACACCGGACAUUAUACGAAUUAACGGAACUCUGCAUUGCGGGCAAAGAGAUUCUUUUCAUACAUCGAGAACAGUUUGAACCUUCGAUCUAACACAUGCUAACAAGCCCUUUCCCCUACUGUACAACUAUAUCUAUACGGACAUUUUGAUACUUUUUUGGGAGAAAAACCAAAAAAAGACACUUUGAAACAAACUAAAAAAAAUAAUAAAGCGUGGAAGCAUUUAUUUGAUAGCCUCCCAACCAAUAGGACAACGUUGGGACUUUAAAGCCUUUGUACAUAAAAAUUGUUGCUAUCAGUGGGGAAAUCCAAGGACUAAGUCACUGCCCCCAUCCUACUGGUCAAGACGAAGUGGUCUUCAAACUCUCACACCAACGUUUCAUCACAGUCACCAACAAGGCAUGCGAACAGCAAAAACCAACUGAGAGGGAGCACAGCCUUACCUUGUCAUUUUCCAAAACUAGUCAUGUCAUGGGAGACAAAUAUUUAGAGGCUUUCUUAGAGCCUCAGAGCAACCAGUGUCUUGGCCUCGUUUGUACAUAUUAUAAUUAUCAAUACUGCAGAAAAAUGAAUAUGUAAAGAAAAGUAAUGAAUUUAACAUUCAAAAGAUAUAUUAAGAGGAUUAAAAAAAAAAAAAAGAAACAGUUGAAAAUUUUAAAAAGCUUGGCGCACUUUGAAGUCUGGAGCAGCUCUCAGGCGGAGCUGAUGCCUUUUUUUCUGUUUUAUUGUUUACAAUGGUCAUACACUGUGUUUGAGUAAUGUUAUCAGCCCAAUAAAUGUGUCUGGAAAGUUCACUUUUGGAAAAUGCUUCACUAUAUGAGGAUCUGACUUAUUGUACCUGUACCUGUUUUGUACUGU